GUUUAAAUCUAGGGUUUCUCUCCAUCACUUUCUCAACAUGCUUGCUUCCCCAUUCCAACUAUAAAUACGACUUUCUCCUUCUCACAAACCCUCUGCCUCCUCACUAUCUCAUCACCUCAAACUUCAAAGCUUCAAAGUUUGCAGAAAUGGCCGUUACUUUCUCCGAUCUGCACACCGAGGCCGGCCUCAAGUCUCUCGAAUCCUUCCUCUCCGGAAAAACCUACAUCUCCGGAAAUCAAAUUACGAAGGAUGAUGUGAAGGUUUACGCUGCUGUAUCUGAGAAACCUAGUGCAGAUCUCUAUCCUUCUGCUAGCAAGUGGUACGAUUGCGUUGCAGAGAAGCUUUCAUCAAGUUUUCCUGGUAAAGCAACUGGAGUUGGAAUUUCUGCUCAAGCUCCAUCAGCAGAAGCUGCUCCUGUUAAGGAAACUGCGAAGGAAGCUGAUGCUGCUGACGAUGAUGACGACCUUGAUCUCUUUGGUGAUGAGACAGAGGAGGAAAAGAAGGCAGCCGAAGAACGCGAUCAAGCAAAAGCAUCAGCAAAGAAGAAAGAAAGUGGCAAGUCAUCGGUUCUUAUGGACGUAAAGCCAUGGGAUGAUGAAACCGACAUGAAGAAACUGGAGGAGGCUGUCCGCAGUGUCGAAAUGCCCGGCCUUUUGUGGGGUGCAUCAAAACUUGUUCCAGUCGGUUAUGGGAUCAAGAAAUUGACGAUCAUGCUGACAAUUGUGGAUGAUCUUGUUUCUGUGGAUUCUCUCAUAGAGGAGCGUCUUACUGUCGAGCCCAUUAACGAAUACGUUCAGAGCUGUGACAUUGUUGCCUUCAACAAAAUCUAGAGGUUUUGUUUAUCUUGUUCGAAUCGGCAAAUUUUACUUGGAUGUGGUGGUGGUGGUGGUUGAUCAUUUUGUUUUGGCUUUUGUUUGUUUUAUGGUCGUAACUCAGUACUAAUAUAUUCAUCAAUCACAAAGCUUUCAUGGCUUGUUUUUGAGA
Molecule: messenger RNA, 984 nt
Organism: Helianthus annuus (common sunflower)
Lineage: Eukaryota; Viridiplantae; Streptophyta; Magnoliopsida; Asterales; Asteraceae
Product: elongation factor 1-beta
Exons: 6
Coding region: 147-830 (227 amino acids)
Biological process (GO): translational elongation
Cellular component (GO): eukaryotic translation elongation factor 1 complex; cytosol
Molecular function (GO): guanyl-nucleotide exchange factor activity; translation elongation factor activity
Source: RefSeq, a predicted model, not a curated record